Aspergillus mulundensis is the source of this 2007-nucleotide messenger RNA. RefSeq names its product DNA-directed DNA polymerase eta. Gene Ontology annotation, biological process: response to radiation; error-prone translesion synthesis. The record is from RefSeq and is a predicted model, not a curated record. The transcript has a single exon. Lineage: Eukaryota; Fungi; Ascomycota; Eurotiomycetes; Eurotiales; Aspergillaceae. Gene Ontology annotation, cellular component: site of double-strand break; replication fork; nucleus. Gene Ontology annotation, molecular function: damaged DNA binding; DNA-directed DNA polymerase activity. The coding region runs from base 1 to 2007 and encodes 668 amino acids.
AUGCCUCGCUCUUUCGCAGAACCCUCGCCCCCUUCCCCGCCGUUCCCCUCCUCCAACGACUCCCUGAAGCGCGCGCAAUCCCGCUUUACAUUCAGGCAUUUGAAUCUCCUCCGAACAGCGUCCCCUGCCUCCCCUCUCCGCGUAAUCGCCCACAUCGACCUCGAUGCCUUCUAUGCACAAUGCGAGAUGGUGCGGCUGGGAACGCCGCGCGAGACGCCGCUCGCCGUGCAGCAGUGGGACUCGCUGAUUGCGAUCAAUUAUCCGGCACGCGCGUUCGGGAUCACACGCAUGAUCAGCGCGAGGGAGGCAAAGGCCAAGUGCGCGGAUAUUGUCCUGCAGCAUGUCGCGACCUUCCGAGAGGGCGAGGGCGGCAAGUGGGCGUAUCGAGCGGAUGCGUGGAAGAGUAUCGGUACCGACAAGGUCUGCCUUGAUCCGUACCGUGCGGAAUCACGGAAGAUCUUGAAGACGGUUAAGGAGGAGCUGGCUAGGUGGUAUACGGAUCUUAGUGGGGGCUUGUCGGGAUUGGGACUGGGCAGUCAGGGCAAGAUACAGGAAGCGUUCGUUGAGAAAGCGAGUGUCGACGAGGUCUUUAUUGACCUUUCGACCCUGGUCUUCGGUGUUUUGCUCCAGCGGUAUCCUGAGCUACGGGAGAAGCCGCACGGCGAUGAUAAGGUUGCACCGCUGCCUUGCCCGCCGACGACUGCGCUGGACUGGAACGCAGAGGACUGUUUGGUUGACCUAGACGAGAACGAGACCGAGGUUGACAACCCCGACUGGGACGACAUCGCCAUGCUCAUCGGGGCCGAGAUCGUCCGAGCCGUCAGAACAGCUGUCUGGGAUACCCUAAGCUACACCUGCUCCGCUGGCAUCGCCAAAAACAAAAUGAUGGCAAAGUUAGGCAGCGCGACGAACAAGCCCAACAAGCAAACUAUUGUGCGCACGAGAGCGAUCCAGAAUUUCCUCGGCGGCUUCAAGUUCACCAAAAUCCGCAUGCUUGGCGGCAAACUUGGCGACCAGGUCACUGCACUGUUUGGAACAGAGCAAGUCAGCGACCUACUGAACGUAUCUCUCGAACAAUUCCGCGCCAAGUUGAACGAUGAAACGGCAAUAUGGCUGUACGGGAUCAUUCGCGGCGAAGAUAAGACCGAAGUCAACCCCAGAACCCAAAUCAAGUCCAUGCUCUCUGCAAAAUCGUUCAGGCCGAGUAUAAAUACUUUCGACCAAGCAGACAAAUGGCUGCGUAUUUUUGCGGCAGAUAUAUACGGCCGCCUCGUGGAAGAAGGUGUCCUCGAGCACAAACGCCGCCCCAAAACAGCCGCAUUGCACCAUAGACAAGGCGCACAGGUGAAAUCCCGACAGUUGCCAAUCCCGGGGUCUGCUACUAUCGAUGAAGACUUGCUCUUUGAUCUUGGGAAGACACUACUCCGACAGAUCGCUGCUGAUGGGGCUGCGUGGCCGUGUUCGAAUAUCUCGUUGAGCGUUGGUGGCUUUGAAGAAGGGGUGUCUCGGAACCGGGCAAUUGACAGCUAUAGCUUUCUAUUACGUGGCGACCAGGCGAAAAAUGCGGCGUCGUUGGCUUCAACUCGGAUUCACGCCAUGGAUGAGGUACCGAUGGAGCAACAGUCUAUCGAGAAGCGGAGAAAGACCGAAGAUAGUGGGCUGAAACGUUUCUUCAACAAGCCGAAUGGCUCGGGCAUGGAAAAAUACGUAGCUGUUGAUACAUCGGAUGUCAACAUUAACGAUGCACAGAUGACGGAUAACAUUUCGCCCACGGCCCAAGUAGCGGCAGCAUCCCCCAACACCUUCAAAUGCCCGCGUUGUGGAAAGGGCAUUCCAAUUCAUGAACAACAGGAACACCAGGAUUUUCACUUUGCGAAGGAUCUUGAGUUGGAAGAUAGGCAAGCCUCCAGAAGCUCCCAAGCAGCUCAGUUGCCGAACCCUCGAAAGCCUUCUCGCGGUGGGCGCGGAGGCAAAUCAGAAAAGCAGACGCGACUUACGUUUGGAUGA